AUGACAACAAUCACAGAAACUUCAAACUCCAGUCAAGCUGGCUUACUUUUAAGAACAGAUACACGAGAAAGACCAAAUCGCGAGGUAUUCAAAUUAGCUCAGGAUUAUGGUCUUCCCUCUGAUCCAAACCGUAUGGAGGCUGCAAACGUCCAAGGCUGGAACUAUGGUAGGGGAAACCCUCCAAAUCCGAUUGCAGGAGUAGUGGAUAUGUCUUUAAGGCCAAAUAAUGCAACUGGAUUUGUUUUCAAUACUUUCAUUUACGUAAUGUUUCGUGGAGUUUCUGUCAUUUAUGUAAGUAAAAUCUCAUGA
Molecule: messenger RNA, 309 nt
Organism: Priceomyces carsonii
Lineage: Eukaryota; Fungi; Ascomycota; Pichiomycetes; Serinales; Debaryomycetaceae
Exons: 1
Coding region: 1-309 (102 amino acids)
Source: RefSeq, a predicted model, not a curated record